Messenger RNA from Chlamydomonas reinhardtii, 2521 nucleotides. RefSeq lists its product as uncharacterized. The transcript has 12 exons. The record is from RefSeq and is a predicted model, not a curated record. Bases 143 to 1816 code for a protein of 557 amino acids. Lineage: Eukaryota; Viridiplantae; Chlorophyta; Chlorophyceae; Chlamydomonadales; Chlamydomonadaceae.
GGCAACUUUGCCGACUUUGCCAAUUAGUCGCCAACCACUUUGCAAGCCCCUGGGUGCACAUUAUUCUCAGCAUUGGUAAUCCCGCUUUCUGCAGUUUGUGAGCACACUCGCACCCAACACCGCAACGCGAAGGACGAGCAGCAUGUUCAGCGUAAAGGAGGUGGCUACGGCUUUCAACGCUGCCGCGAAGGCGCUUGGCGUGGACGGGCGCGAGCUCGACGUUUUGCUGGCCUCCCUGAUAUCAUUGUCGGAGGAGGAACUCGCCUUCUUUCCGAUAGGCGCUAACAACAAGGCAAUCAUCCAGUUCGUGCGGUCUCUUUCAAAAAGCAAGGGCGCCGCGGCUGGCCUGGGCAAGGAGAGCGCGCCAGGAGCCGGUGGAGGCGGAGGAUACAGCAGCCUGAAGGCGACACGUAUGAUGAAGGCGCUGCACAGCAUGCAGGAGCUGCCGGGGCCUGGUGAGGUGCUGAAGCUGGACGUCUCCUUCCUCCUCCACCCCGAGUACGACUCCGUGUUUGUCCGGGAGUGCUACCCGCGGCUUUUCGACGCCCUUGUGCGCCACCCCAAGCCCAGGAAGUACAUCGUCACGGGGACGCCGGGCAUCGGCGUAACCUGGUUCUCCUACUACCUGCUGGCCCGGCUCGUGAACAGCACGGCGCCGCCACCCUUCAUUGUGUGGGAGCACAUGACGAAACCGGGCAUGGCGUGGUGCUACACGCACAAGACACGCGAGGUGGUGAUUGGGGAGCGCACGAGCUUUGAUGAUGAGCUCGACAACCCCGCCACCUGGUACAUCGCCGACGGUGUACCGCCGCAACUCGACUGCCUGGCGCGCAUUGUGCUGCUGACACCGCCCGAGCGUAAGAUAUUUAAGCUGGACGAGUUGCUCGCGUGCCGAAGCCUGCUGUACGGCACCGUGGACGAGGCCCUUGUCAAGGAGCUGUACCGGCACUACGGCGGCGUCGCGAAUUUUGUGCUGCGAAGCCCGGAACAGAAACCCGACGAAGGACUGGACGACCUGCUGGAGGUGCUGCGCGACGCGGUUGCCGGCUGCAACGCUGCGCAGAUGCGAAGCUCGAUUGGCUCGAUCAGUACGGGGCCGGAGGCCAACCACAGCCUGUUGCACAUCGUGGCUGACGAAACCUUCCGGAUGCAGCACCUCGUGUUCGCCAGCCAGUGGGUGGCGGAUGAGUUCGCAAAGAAGGCGAUGAAGAGCGAUGAGCUGCGGGAGUUGAUCAGCCUGCUGAGCUCGGCGUCGGGUCCAGUCCGAAGCUCUCUCUACCAGGCCAUUAUGCACGCCGCGCUGCCCGAGGGCGGCUCCUUCACUGUUGCGCCGAUUGACGGCGAGACGUUGGAGCGGCGGGGUAAGGAGGAGGUACGGGUACUCGGCCGCGGCGCGAUUACAAAGGCCUUCAAGGACCUGCAGAAGGCCGCCACAGAACACGUCUACAACAGGCCGCUCAGCCCCACAUUCACGACGGUGGAUGCGUUCGAGCGCGGCGAGAAAACGUGCGACUUCUUCCAGGUGACUGUGGGCAGCAGCAAGGAGCUGGAAUCCCUCGAGCUGGAUAGCUUGCUCAACGACGUGCAGCUGCCGGAGGGCGUGACGCCUCGUCUGCACUUUGUGGUGCCGAAGGAUCGUUAUGCGAACUUCAAACUGAAGGCCGGGAAGAAGAACUGGCCACCGAAACCGCAGUCGCCGGCGUUCCGCAUGAAGCUGUACAUCAUGAAGGGCGUGUACGCGCGUCUGCAGGUGUGCGCCCGGUCCCUGCACGCGGGCUGCCCCAUGGCUGGUGGCGGCCGGCGGCUGUGGCUCUGACCGUGCUCGUACGAUGUGGCGUGGGCUGUGCGGCUGCUGGCCUGCGCACUGUGGUGUGCAGCGUGCGGGAAUGUCGUGUGACGGAUGUUGCCUCGUCUUGAACAUGCAAUAAACCGUAAUAUAAGGCGUUGCUCACGGUUGGGCGAGAGCUCUGGGGUCCUCUGUACCUCUCUGGACAGCUCUGGAUGCGCGUGUAGCCCUCUGAUGCCGGGGGUUAUGGGGGAGCGCAGGGCCCCACCUUGUGCAAUUGUGGUCUGACGGGCUGCGUUCCCACGAUGGGCAUGUGCUGCUCAGCCCGGGGGUGAGUCGGAGCUGGUGUUGGGGGUGAGUCGGAGCUGUCCUAUGAUAUACUUAAAAGGGUUUGAGGGGGAUGACAGUGCGCGGCUGCCGCCGCCGCCACCGCCGGAGCAGCAGGCGUAGGAGCGGCCCAGCGUGGCAGUGAUGGCGGCCGCAGCGACCUGGCUAGCCUGGCGGCUGUGGGGCAGGGGCAAGUGAAGCUGGCGGUGUCGCGCAUCGACAUCGUAGGGCCGGGUCUGGGCGUUGAGGGCGUGUGCUGCUAGGCGGCUCUCAGCCGCUGUCCGCCGAAGCUGGUGCAGGCGCGGUGCCCGUGAUGAACAUGUCGCAGUGCUUCAGGCACCGGAGAAAUCCCCUUCUUAUUGAUAGACGUAUUUAUAUAUCCUGCUGUGGCUGUAACGGAUUGUGAUU